UCCAAUUCGGUCAACAGCUCACACCUCUCUUUGUUGGGCUUCUGACUCAGAAACCGGAAAAAAACAAACAAACAGCCCAAAACAUCAAAAAAUGGGAAACAACGCAAGUGCGCAAGUCGGAACCCAUCUCUCAGCAACGAGUGCUCACUCGGAGCCGCUAAAGUCCCACGACCAAGAUGCACACACCACCAUGCGUCGGUCGCGCUCGUCUCCCAACGCGGGCAAAAAGCAGCAGCAGCGCCUCGGCGGAUUAUCAACGACGAAAAGCGAGAGCAGUUUCUUGUCGCGGCUAUCCCGCACCCACAGCACCAAGAACUCGCAUACUAACACCAGCACCAGCACCACCAGCAGCACCAGCAGCAGCCGUUCCAGUACCAAACGCAGUAAAGCACCAACCAGCCCAAACGAGCGCACUGCAGCUCCCACUUCACGCUUGUCCAAGAGUCGCUCAACCGUCAACGUCGUUGCCGCCAACGCCAAUGAGCCCGCAACCUCCAUAACCUCGGUAAUCUCAACCACAACCUCAGCGCCAAUUUUGUCGCCAGUUCACGCCCCACCUCCAACGACCCAAUCGUCCCGGCCAAACCGCUCCAUCCUACUCGGUCUCAACUCGUCCCGACCCCCGCGCGCCACCACCGACGCUUCUGGCGCCACCCAUCAUGGCGUGCGCUUUGCAUCCGACUGCAACAACACGGAAGACGUUGCGCACAGCAACAACACUGGCGACACCUGCAACAGCGGUGGUGUCGGCAAGAUGCAAACCCCUCCUGUCAAAAGUAGGAAGCAUAGCACAGCCUAUCAUUCUGCAUCAGCAACAAGUCCCUCGUCCCCUCGCCGCCGUUCCUCUAAAACCCGCUCAGACCAGCAGCAGGAACAAGAGAAGGUGCAUCAACCCCGUGGGACGAGUGACGGGCACUUGGCGGCCUUGCCCUCGACAGCGACGGCACAUCCAACCGACGCAAACCACAUGAACGCCCCCGCACUUUCCACGCUGCUGCGCGUUCCAAAUGGCGGGCAUUUUGCGGCUUCUGAAUCCUCAAGCAGCCUUGAUGCAAACACAAACAGCAGUCGAUCGGCGCCCCUGAGCGAGUCGUGGUCGCUGGCAACACAAGAGACAAGCUGUGCGCGAGAUGCAAGCUGGUCCGGACCGAUCGGAGGACGUUUGGAGGACCUUCCUACUGAUUCGCAAAUGGGUCCAAACUCGGAUGGCGGAUCUGGACACAGGCAUUCUUCAUUUUCUCUUUCGUCUUUUCUCGAGACCUUGACAUCGGCGGGCGCUACAGGCGGCAGCAUUUUAACAACCAUCGCCAGCGUCAGUAGCCAACAAGCCACAGACACCGACGACAGUGCUCAGCAGCAUUUGCAAGCUACUAGUUCCAGUGACUCAGAGCACCCGCAUUCGCCAACCAGCGACCGUAAGCCGCAGAGAUCGAUUUUGGUGCAAACGUCAGACCAAGCUGAAUUUUCCACCUCGGCGCUCCUUCCUCCUCCUUCUUCAUCAUCAUCAUCUUCUUCUUCUUCUUCUUUGCUCCAUCCCCCAGCUUCACUCGCUUCCUCGACCGCUUCCGUGUCAAACACUGCAGCUUCGAGCGUCUCUCUGGUCACCGCGGCAAGCGUUCUUUCCAGCGAUCACGACAUUUCUCAGCGACACCACGCAUCCUCCGUGCAGCACUCCCUCACCACCUUGCCCGACCACUCUACUCCGGCCCAUCCAUCAAACAUGACCUCCGUCGCUCAGAUUGCGUACCACCACAGCCACCAGCAGGAGCACCACUCCCACCAUCACACGCAGCAGCAUUGGUGGACGUUUCGAUUCGCCAAAAAAAGCCGUCCGGACACCACCUUGGACACCAUCUCAGAUACACCCAAGCGCCUGUCCUCCACCAAAGCAGGCAGCCUGAAGGACGAUGGCGGGGAGGCGGUCACUCCCAAGCACCAGCAGCAACGCCCGGCAAAGCUCUCGAUCGGCAACCGUGCUCUGCGCUUCUUGGGACGCCCAGUCACGCCCCCAACCACUCCCAAGCCGCAUGGUCGUCGCAAGCGCCACGGCAAUAACAACAACAGCAACAGCAAGUCGCUGCAAACUUCUCAAAACUUGCAGAGCAGCGUGUGUUCGGACGAGCUCACGCGCGGCAGCACCACCACCGACGAGUGGGAGCGCCUUUCGAUGGACGACGAGGCCAGCGGCGUGCACAUGUCGCGCAUUUCUGCCGUGGACUACGCCCAGCACGACGGCAUGUCCAUCCACCACGACCACCGCGAUUUGGACAAGAGCCAGACGGAUGAGCACACCCAGCGGGGCCGGAAGAAGCGCUGGUGGCACACAUUCACGCGAUCAACCACGCGACAUGGUUCAUCGAGCACCGACUCUGGCCACUCGAGCGAAACCUCGUCUCUUGCAUCGAUCGAAGGCAGUGGCAAGAACACGUGGAAUUCUCGCAGCAUGCGCCAGAAGAAGCCCGCUCGUCGCGGCGUCGUCUCCUUGUUCUACGAGCACGACAUUGCCACCCCUUCCGCCUCGGGCAGCUCGAACAUGCACACGAGUCACUCGGAAGGCUCGAGCCCCAUGGAGGACGUUGCCCACGCGCUCCAAGUGCCUGCCCUGCUCGGCGAAGCAAUGGGCAGCAAUGCUACUGCUGCUACUGCUGCUGCUGCUGCCGCUGCUUUGCCUGUCGCCAACGCGAGGGCGAUGAUGGAGCUGCCGCUCGAAGUUGUGAGCCCAAUGGAGACGAGCUUUGGCCCAGAUUCGCCACCCCUUGUCGAGCAAAGUCAACCAGCAGGCAACGCAAUCCGAAAGCCAUCUCUGGAGCAGCGCAAGCAAGCCGUCAUGAGCAUUGCCGAAGUGGCCGAGCCGCUUGUUUUGACGGUCAACGCCGCGACCGCAACUGUUGUUGAAUCUCACGACCAGCCCGAGACUGCCGUCGGUUCCAAGCUUCCUGCUGCCUCCACCACGAGCAUGCCAGGCUUGGACAGCAUUUCGAUCGUGGUCACCGAGCCUGCUACCUCGACCAAGCUCCGUGUGUCCGUUUCCGAGCCGUCUGGUGUUUCCUCCCCGCGCCCAGUCUACUCUGUUGCACGCCAUGUCCUUGGGUUUGCCGUCGACCCCCGCUUCCCUGAGCUGUCCACGCCUGGCUCGACGCUGAGCGCUCGCGGCCGUCGUGUGGGUCGCUCAGCCAGCCCUGCCGUGCUUCGGAGCCUCACGCCCAACUGCGCCACCCCCGAGCAGCAAGCAGCUCAGUUUGGCAAGCUGUUCGUGGUGCCUUCUGCACCCAUCGCCGAGGAAGCGGAAGAGCUUGACGACGAGGUCGUCGAUAGUCAUGUUCUUGUGGCUGACACGGUUGUCACGCACGCGCAAGUCCAGCUCCAAAAGACGCCGCUCCCCGUGGGUUCCGAAUCGCCACAGCAGCUGCCGGUCACCGCACCUCGCGUCGCAACCAGCAAUGCCAACCUUUCGAUGGCCGAUUUCCAGGUCUUGGCGUUGGUGGGCACUGGAUCGUUCGGCCAAGUGUCGGUCGUGCGCCAUCGCGCCACCAAGGAGCCGUUCGCAUUGAAGGUUAUUCAAAAGCUCCCCAUCGUCGAGCAGGGCCAGGACGAGCAUGUCCUGGAAGAGCAGCGUUUGCUCUUGCGCACCGACACGCCGUUUGUGGUCACCCUGUUUGCCACCUUCCAAGACCGCAAGGCCCUCUACUUUGUGCUCGAGUACCUGAACGGCGGCGAGCUCUUUACGUAUCUGCGCGAGGCCCUGCGCUUUACCAACACGACUGCCAAGUUCUACGCAUCGGAGGUUGUUUGCGCGAUUGACUACCUGCACUCUCAGGACAUUGCCUACCGUGAUCUGAAGCCGGAAAACAUUCUGCUCGACUCGUCUGGUCACAUCAAGCUCAUCGAUUUUGGCUUUGCGAGGACGAUGAGGGCGACCGAUCGUACUUGGUCGUUGUGCGGCACCCCAGAGUACCUGGCCCCCGAGAUUAUCCUGAACAAGGGCCACGGGCGUGAGGUGGACUGCUGGUCCAUUGGCGUGCUCUUGUACGAAAUGCUGUUGGGCUACCCACCGUUCCAUGGCUCGAACAAUGUUGAAAUGUACGAGAACAUCAUCACGGGCAAGUACAGCUUCCCCGACUGUGUGCCAAUCUACUCGCAGGCGCGCUUGCUCGUGUCCCAGCUCCUGGUCUCGUCGAUCUCGCGCCGAUUGACCAUUUCCGAAAUUAAAAACCACAGCUGGUUUGAAGGCGUCGACUGGGAGGUGGUCAAGCAGCGCACUCGCACCCCGCCCUUCAUCCCGCCGGUCGAAAGUUCCGAAGAUACAUCCAUGUUCUGCCCCUGUGACGAUGCCCAGGAAGAGAUGCAAUGGGAGCUUUGGCGCAGGGAGACUGCUUCCCUCGGCGCCGCCGUCGAGGACAAGACAGAGACCGAAUGCUCCGACCUGUCCGAAGGAAGCACCGAUGACUGCUUGAGCGAGCUGAUUGAGCAAGCGGCCAGUGACGUGUACGACCCGCUUGCCCAGGCCCGACACGACCAUCUUCGCUCGCUGCAGUCGCAGGCCUCGAUGCCAGGCCUCGAAGCUGUUACGCGACUCCCGGACAAGCCGGGAUUUGACCUUUCGCUCGGCAGCGACACUGACGAGCAGAUGUGUCGUGAGCAUGCCACACGAACAGUGCAAGACUUGCAGCAAGCCAGUCGACGCCAGCGUCGCAAGGAGCGCCAAGAGCGACGCGAGCAGCUGUUUGCGCAGUUUGACAGCGUCAAUCCCCGAUUUGCCAAGCAACUGCAGCUGCUGUAAAGUUUCGCUUUGAAAGCAUUGGCGGUCAGCCCAGUGAUGUACUUGUAUUGUAGUCUAGAUUUGUUUUCGUUUGCGUUGUUCCGCUUUUCGUUGCUUUUUUUGGUUGAUGUUUGCUUGUUUGCGUGUUUGUUUGUUUGUUUGUUUGUUGGUUUGUGUUGCGCGUUGUUGCUGUUCAACCAUUUAUCGUCCUGUCUCCUCGGACAGCAUGUUGUAGAGGAAGAUUGCUUCUCAGUGUACUGAUUGUCUCUGAGCGAAAUAUAAGAUUUUGUGGA
Capsaspora owczarzaki ATCC 30864 is the source of this 5052-nucleotide messenger RNA. RefSeq names its product cAMP-dependent protein kinase catalytic subunit. Gene Ontology annotation, molecular function: protein serine/threonine kinase activity; ATP binding. The transcript has 2 exons. Bases 92 to 4780 code for a protein of 1562 amino acids. The record is from RefSeq and is a predicted model, not a curated record. NCBI's taxonomy places the organism in Eukaryota, Filasterea, Ministeriida, Capsasporidae. Gene Ontology annotation, biological process: protein phosphorylation.